ACCUCUCUCUGUCUCUUUUCUUUCUCUCCCUCUCUCUCUCCCUCUGUGCAGUUGAUAUCAACAAUAUGGAAUCCAAGAAUUACACACAAAGUGCACAAUUUCUUCUUUUGAGAUUUUCAGAAGAUCCAGCACUGCAGCCUUUACUGUUUGGAAUUUUCCUAUCCAUGUACCUGGCCACUGUGUUAGAGAACCUGCUCAUCAUACUGGCCACAGUGUCAGACUACCAACUGCACACAUCCAUGUACUUCUUGCUCUCCAACCUUUCUUUUGUGGACAUUGGUUUCACCUCCACCACAGUACCAAAUAUGCUGGUGAACAUCCACACACAGAGCAAGGUCAUAAGAUAUAAAGGCUGUAUCGCUCAAGUGUAUUUUUUCAUACAGUGUCUAAUGUUGGACAAUAUUCUGUUGACUGUGAUGUCCUAUGACCAUUACAUGGCCAUUUUCCGCCCUCUGCAUUACACGGUCAUCAUGGACCCCAAGCUCUGUGUGUUGCUGGUUCUAGCAUGUUGGAUGCUGAGUGUCCUAAAUGCCCUGCUACAAAGCUUAAUGGUGUUAUGGCCGUCCUUCUGUACUGACUUGGAAAUCCCACAUUUUUUCUGUGACCUAAAUCAAAUAGUGCACUCUGCCUGUUCUGACACCUUUCCUAAUGAUGUGGUGAUAUAUGUUACCACUGUGCUACUGGGUGGUGGUCCCCUUGUUGGCAUUCUUCACUCUUAUUUUAAGAUAGCUUCCUCCAUACAUGCAAUCUCAUCAGCUCAGGGGAGAUAUAAAGCAUUUUCCACCUGUAUGUCUCAUCUGUCAGUUGUCUCCUUAUUCUAUGGCACAAGCCUAGGUGAGUAA
Heterocephalus glaber (naked mole-rat) is the source of this 842-nucleotide messenger RNA. The record is from RefSeq and is a predicted model, not a curated record. Lineage: Eukaryota; Metazoa; Chordata; Mammalia; Rodentia; Bathyergidae.